AUGCGUAAAUGGCGCUGUUUAUGGCGGCCCUACCUCGAUGAGGAACACGCAUCAAAACGGCUUCAGUGGGCGUAUCGCUAUCGCGAGUUUACCCCUACUGAUUGGGCUCGUGUAUUCUGGUCUGAUGAAUGUACUGUUGAGCGUGGUAUCGGUAUACAACGCGAAUGGACCUUUAUUCGCCCUCGAGAUCAACCACGUAUGAAUCACUGUCAGGGUCUACCGCAUCGCGGCCUAAUACCCCUAUUCGGCGAUCCUAUCUCAGAGCGUGGUGGUGUUAAUCGAUUCGUGAUCGAGGAGUUAUAUCGGCGUGUGCUACCAACGUUACUAUCUACUGAAGAUGGUAUAUUUAUGCAUGAUAACGCACCAACACACACAGCUCGUGUAGUACGCGAGGCCUUAGAUGAUAUGCAGAUCGAGGUAAUGAUCUGGCCACCUCACUCACCAGAUCUCAAUCCAAUUGAGAAUCUAUGGGCGCUCCUGAAAGCAGAGAUCUACAAGCUUAGGCCUGAUCUGAUGCAUAUGAAAAAUAACGAGGAUACCAAGCAAAUCUUAGUUGAUACAGCCCAAAUCGCAUGGGAAAAUAUCGAUAUGGAACAUCUUCAGCACCUCUCUGGUACCAUGCCUAAUAGGGUGCAAGCGAUUAUCGAUUCUAAUGGGUGGUAUACACCAUACUAG
Messenger RNA from Penicillium diatomitis, 675 nucleotides. RefSeq lists its product as uncharacterized. The transcript is spliced from 2 exons. The record is from RefSeq and is a predicted model, not a curated record. Lineage: Eukaryota; Fungi; Ascomycota; Eurotiomycetes; Eurotiales; Aspergillaceae. The coding region runs from base 1 to 675 and encodes 224 amino acids. Gene Ontology annotation, molecular function: nucleic acid binding.